Molecule: messenger RNA, 675 nt
Organism: Suhomyces tanzawaensis NRRL Y-17324
Lineage: Eukaryota; Fungi; Ascomycota; Pichiomycetes; Serinales; Debaryomycetaceae
Gene: PRX1
Product: thioredoxin peroxidase
Exons: 1
Coding region: 1-675 (224 amino acids)
Biological process (GO): cellular oxidant detoxification; cell redox homeostasis; cellular response to oxidative stress
Cellular component (GO): cytosol; mitochondrion
Molecular function (GO): peroxiredoxin activity
Source: RefSeq, a predicted model, not a curated record
AUGCCUGAACACACCACCUUAAGAUUGGGCUCCACCGCCCCAGACUUCCAAGCCGAUACCUCCAACGGCCCAAUCUCCUUCCACGAGUUCGUUGGUAACAGCUGGGCUGUGAUCUUCUCCCACCCAGACGACUUCACCCCUGUCUGCACCACCGAAUUGGGUGCCUUCGCCAAGUUGGAGCCUGAAUUCGCCAAGAGAGGUGUCAAGUUGAUUGGUUUGUCUGCUAACAACACCGACUCCCACAAGGCCUGGAUCAAGGACAUUGAUGAGGUGACUGGCUCCAAGUUGACCUUCCCCAUCAUUGCUGACCCAGAAAGAAAGGUUGCUCACUUGUACGACAUGAUCGACUACCAAGAUGCCACCAACGUCGACGACAAGGGUGUGCAGCUCACCAUCAGAUCCGUGUUCAUCAUCGACCCCAAGAAGAAGAUCAGAUUGAUCUUGUCCUACCCUGCUUCUACUGGUAGAAACACUGCUGAAGUCUUGAGAGUCGUUGACUCCUUGCAAACUGGUGACAAGCACAGAGUCACCACCCCAAUCAACUGGGUUCCAGGAGAUGAUGUGAUUGUGCACCCAUCAGUGUCCAACGAAGAGGCCAAGACUUUGUUCCCUAAGUUCAGAAUCAUCAAGCCAUACUUGCGUUUGACCCCAUUGGAACUCUCUGAGCAGAAGUAA